Molecule: messenger RNA, 3776 nt
Organism: Urocitellus parryii (Arctic ground squirrel)
Lineage: Eukaryota; Metazoa; Chordata; Mammalia; Rodentia; Sciuridae
Gene: Dipk2a
Product: divergent protein kinase domain 2A
Biological process (GO): cardiac muscle cell proliferation; regulation of phosphatidylinositol 3-kinase/protein kinase B signal transduction
Cellular component (GO): COPI vesicle coat
Source: RefSeq, a predicted model, not a curated record
CCCUCGCCCUCCGGGUCGCGGGCGGGCGGGCGGGAUGUGGCGCCUGGUGCCCCCGAAGCUGGGCCGCCUGUCCCGCUCGCUGAAGCUGGUGGCGCUGGGCAGCCUGUUGGUGCUGAUGGUGCUGCACUCGCCGUCGCUGCUCGCCUCCUGGCAGCGCAACGAACUGACCGACCGGCGCUUCCUGCAGCUCAAUAAGUGCCCGGCGUGCUUCGGCACGAGCUGGUGCCGCCGCUUCCUCAACGGGCAGGUGGUGUUCGAGGCGUGGGGCCGCUUGCGCCUGCUGGACUUCCUCAACGUGAAGAACGUCUACUUCGCGCAGUACGGCGAGCCCCGCGAGGGCGGCCGCCGCCGAGUGGUGCUCAAGCGCCUCGGCUCGCAGCGCGAGCUGGCGCAGCUCGACCAGAGCAUCUGCAAGCGGGCCACCGGCCGGCCCCGCUGCGACCUGCUCCAGGCCAUGCCGCGCACCGAGUUCGCGCGCCUCAACGGCGACGUGCGCCUGCUCACGCCCGAGGCGGUGGAGGGCUGGUCGGACCUGGUGCACUGCCCCUCGCAGCGCCUGCUCGACCGCCUGGUGCGCCGCUACGCCGAGACCAAGGACUCGGGCAGCUUCCUGCUCCGCAACCUCAAGGACUCGGAGCGCAUGCAGCUGCUGCUGACCCUGGCCUUCAACCCCGAGCCGCUGGUGCUACAGAGUUUUCCAUCUGAUGAAGGUUGGCCAUUUGCAAAAUAUCUUGGGGCUUGUGGAAGAAUGGUGGCUGUCAAUUAUGUUGGAGAAGAACUUUGGAGUUACUUCAACGCACCAUGGGAGAAACGAGUUGACCUUGCCUGGCAGUUAAUGGAAAUAGCUGAGCAGCUUACAAACAAUGACUUUGAAUUUGCACUCUACCUCCUGGAUGUCAGCUUUGACAAUUUUGCAGUUGGUCCUCGAGAUGGGAAGGUAAUCAUUGUGGAUGCUGAAAAUGUUUUGGUUGCUGACAAAAGAUUAAUUAGACAAAAUAAACCUGAAAACUGGGAUGUAUGGUAUGAAAGCAAAUUUGAUGACUGUGAUAAGGAGGCUUGCUUAUCAUUUUCAAAAGAAAUUCUUUGUGCCCGUGUUACUGUGGACCACAAUUAUUAUGCUGUUUGUCAAAACCUCUUAUCCAGACAUGCCACCUGGCGUGGCACUUCUGGAGGACUCCUCCAUGACCCACCAAGUGAAAUUGCCAAAGAUGGCCGCCUCGAGGCCUUACUGGAUGAGUGUGCCAACCCAAAGAAGCGCUAUGGCAGAUUCCAGGCAGCAAAAGAACUGCGGGAAUAUCUAGCACAAUUAAGUAACAAUGUGAGGUAGUCUAUGGUGAACUUUUUUUUUUUUCUCCUUUCUUCAUUUAAACAGCACUGGCAAAACAACCACCAAAAACUAUCUGGAAAAAUUAAAUUUGGAAGUAUUACAUCAGAGGAUGAUAAACUUGCACUGAUAGAUCUUACAUUAACAUCCAUCAAAAUAAGACAUUACUUCAAAAUUCACAUGAUGCUUCUGCAAAUAAGUAUGUUCCUAUACUUUGGAAACUUGAGGUAUCAUUGACUGCUUUGUCCCCCUCCCCCCUGCCUGAGUGGAUUAAUGAAUAUUGUUAAGCUAUUGGAAAUGAGUCUGAUAGUUAUGUUGGCUGUGUAUCAAAGGAUACUUGGUAACUUAGUUUGCAUUACUAUCAUGAUUUUGUGAAUCUCUUGCAUUUUACUUUGAAUGUCAAGUUAGAUUGGCCUGUUUUAUAGGCCCCUUUUCCUUCUGGUGUAUAGGUUGUUGUUUUUUUUUUUUUCUGCCAUUUUUAUGGGUUUUUAAAUUAAAUUUACACAUUCAGGUUACUGUAGAUGUUCAUUUAAAUUUUAAUUAGUGUUCAUUCAGUGCUAUGCGGUACAUAUUUACUGUUAGGGCAGGAUUCCCAGGUUUACUGUGUUUUUUUCAGAAAGCUGAAUAUUUUAUUAUGUAAAUAAUUUUCCCCUCACCUGUGGUUUUACCAUUGCAUGAUAUAAUUUCAGGUUAUUAAAAGUUACAUCCCUCUAUGCCAAUAAUUAUAAUGUACACUGAACAUGAAGUGUAGCAUAUGUUGCAAAAUGUCACACUAAAUGGCUUUAACAAGUAUAUACUAUAUACUAGCAAUCUACACCUUGAUGGUAAUUUUGGUUCAGAAAUAAAUAAACCAGUAUUUUAAAAAAUUCAGCUAGCCCAAGAUAGUAAUUCAUAUGCCAAAGAAAUUUUAGACUUAGUCCUAUGUUUAGAAUUUAAAAUAGAAUUCACCUUCUUAACCUUUCUUAUCCAAUAUCUUAGCUAUCAUUAAAAUCAAAUCUCCCUGUUUACUCUCUAAUGUUGGCAAUUAAACUCCUGCUUUCAAGAAUAUGUAACUUAAAGAUAUUCAUUGGUAGUUUUGCAGAAUUAACAUGAUAGUCAUAAUUUGAGUGUAAUCAGGUAUUAGAAUCUUUUAUUUAUUUAUGGACCAGUAAUUUUUAUCAUGAAGCUAGUCUGCCCACUGGGGGCUUCCUCCAAUUGCUAAACAUCAAAACUCAGUCUGUGGAUAAAAACUAACAAAUGUGUGAAUUUUGUAGUCUAUUUAAAAAAAAUCUAUAAGUUGACUAUCACUAACAUAAGUAAUAUUUUUCUGUUUGAAGCAAUUUUGUUUACAGCAAAAUUUGGCGUAGUAUGCAGUAGUUAGUUCUAGACUGACUUUAUCUAAGUAAAAAAGUAAUUAAUUAUGCACAACCAAAGCCAAGUUUUGCUUUUUCAUUAAUUGAGCAACUAUUUAUUGAACAUCAACUCUGUGCCAGGCACAUUAGUAGCUGCUAUACACCUUCUGAACAUAGACAUGGUUAAGUAACUUCAUCAAGUAUUUUAAUGUAGGUAUUUCUUACAUUGUAAAAACAUUAAUUAGUAUGAUGCGUUCCCAUUAUUUGAUUAUUGUGAUAGAAAUUCUACUUGCACUACCUAAAAUUAGAUUGCCACACACACACACACACACACACACACACACACACACACACAGGCAGAUGAAAUCAAUAUUUAAAUCCAGUUUAAAAACUGAAAGAAAAAGGACAAGAGAUCUUCAUUUUGAAAUAGAUUGCAUUAUGUUAAUUUUUAUACAUCAAUACAUUGCAUAGCUCUCAAUGAAAUGUCUUAAGUGCUGAAGAUAUUACUAAGUUGACUUUUUACAACUUUGGAAAGUGUUUGUGGGAAUAAGAAAAUCUUUUUUCCAACAUUCACCUCUUACUCAACAUUACAAAUAAAAUAUAAAAUUCCAAAACAGAACAUCUUUUAUAUUUGAUAAAUAUUCAUUACAAAUCUUAGAAUGCCAGUUGCAGGGGAGUUGUCUGUGAUUUAGUAAACGUUUCUCUUACAUUUUGGAGGAGUGAGUGUGGUUGCAGUUGCAGAGUAGUGAGUGAGAGAACACUGCCAGCAGUGAUUGCUUUUGAGGUAGUUUCUUACAACUACCAUUCCCCUUCAUGAGAUUAUGUGAAAUUUCUUUUUAUCUUUGGAAAAGAUUGAGGAGAAGAUAGUAAAAGAAUUAGGAAUUUUAAAUUACAGGGAAAAAUAUGUAUGUGAAAAGCAAUAAAUAUUUUGUUCACUUUGCUAUCAAGAUGUUCACUAUCAGAUAUUUAUUAUACAGCAACAAUUUAUAUUUUUAAUCAUUGCCCAUUAAUAGACGCAGUAAAAUAUUUUUGAAUCAGACAUUUGGGGUUUGUAUGUGCAUUAAAAUUGUCUUUUGUACUGUAAGUUACUGUUUAAUUUGAAUAUUUUAUCAGAACUGUCU